AUGGUCCACGGUUCGAACUCGAUCCCUGCAUCCCGACUGCUCCUGUCUGGGCGUAGGCAACUUCGCAGUAUCUCGGCACUCGUGCUUCCUUCGAGUGGCCUUGGAGUUGGGCACCGAAAGGGUGGUACAGUUGGACCAGAUAAACUGUAUGGUUGUUCGGCAUCAGUCAACACUGAUGUUGCUGUCUUCCGUGAUGAUACGUUAGUACCUGCGUCUACUGAAGGAAUCAACCCACGUGCUUAUCCACUAGCUGGCCCGGAAUUGACGAAUAAACUGAUCGAAUUGGUCAAGCAGGCCAGUUCCUAUAAACAACUGAAAAAGGGUGCAAAUGAGGCAACAAAAGCACUGAACCGGGGCAAAGCCGAGUUUAUCGUGAUGGCUGCAGAUAUAGAGCCGCUGGAAAUCGUCCUACAUCUCCCGUUGUUGUGUGAAGACAAGAAUGUACCGUACGUUUUCAUCCCAUCACAAAUGGCUCUUGGUCGAGCUUGUGGUGUCUCCAGGUCCGUAGCUGCUGUGGCGGUCACUGACAGUGAGGGAUCGCAGCUAAAACCACUCGUUACUGCCAUACAACAAAGUAUCGAAAAGCUGUUGAUCUAAAUUGUUACGCAUUUGUGGUCGAAUAUACUAUUUUCC
Messenger RNA from Opisthorchis viverrini, 633 nucleotides. RefSeq lists its product as hypothetical. Gene Ontology annotation, molecular function: RNA binding. Lineage: Eukaryota; Metazoa; Platyhelminthes; Trematoda; Opisthorchiida; Opisthorchiidae. The record is from RefSeq and is a predicted model, not a curated record. The coding region runs from base 1 to 597 and encodes 198 amino acids. Gene Ontology annotation, biological process: ribosome biogenesis; maturation of SSU-rRNA; mRNA splicing, via spliceosome. The transcript is spliced from 2 exons. Gene Ontology annotation, cellular component: small-subunit processome; nucleolus; box C/D methylation guide snoRNP complex.